ACACACACGAACCCACGAACGCAGGCUCCCGAGAACGCAGCCCCCAUUGGAUUUGGAAGCUUCUCCAUGGGACACCGAGCCUCGUAGACGAAGCAGAGGGGACCAGAGAAACCGAGGAGCAAGAAGCAGGGAGCCAUGGCGUUCCUCCUGCCCAAGCUCACAACGCCGUCCUGCAAGUUGCCCCCGAGCCCCCUCCUCAAGCCCCAGCUCGUCCCGCCGGGCCACGGCGGCGGCAAGAUCCAAGGCUCCUCCGUCUCCGGCUCUGGCGCGGCGCAGGUCGCGGCCCCGGGCCACCUCAGCCUCCUGCUCCUGCUCAGCGCCUCGCAGCAGGCGGCCGGCCCCGCGGCCAAGUCGACGGCGACCAAGAACCGGGGCAAGGGCGGCGGGGAUCCGCAAAGGUCGGAUUUUUACCUCAACCUCGGCACCGCGGUGCGCACGCUGCGGGACGACCUGCCCGACGUCUUCGUCCGGGAAUCCAACUACGAUAUCUACCGUGAAGACAUCACAUUUGUCGACCCACUAAACACUUUCCACGGCAUUGACAACUACAAGACCAUCUUCUGGGCACUCAGAUUUCACGGGCGCCUGCUGUUCAGAGAAAUCGGGCUCGAUGUAUCACGCAUCUGGCAGCUGACAGAGAACUCGAUCGUUGUCCGGUGGGAGCUGUGGGGCACUCCCCGUGUCCCAUGGGAGUCAUACGGCUGCUUCAGCGGGACGUCGAGGUACAAGGUCGACAGGAACGGGAAAAUCUACGAGCACAGAGUCGACAACUUGGCGCUGGACUUCCCACGAUCAGUAGCCAGAGUGGGCAGCAUCGCUGACAUGGUAGUCGCCACGCCGAGCCCCAAUUUGACGUUUUGGAAUGCGGUUGUGACAGGCGAUGGUUGCUCGUGGACAAAGCUUUAUGAAGCCGUGGUGGAAGCUGUGGAACGGGAAGAGCAUAGUUCCACUGGCAUUGGCCCUGUUGGCUGCAGCUUCGGUUGCGGCUGUGGCUGCAGUUUUUGAAAUGCAAACUGCUGUAGCUUGAGCUGCUUGUUCAUAGGAUGGAACGAGCUCCAGGGCUAGUUGUUUGGUUGUUCCUAGGGGAAAUGUAUAGAUCAAUAUAUAUGGGCACACGAAUCACGGUAUACUGAUAUCUCUUUGUAUACUGUAGCUAUAGGACAGCAAAUUUAGAUAAAACACGUACUAGAUGGCUAUAUUUGAUUACCCUUGUGACCUUGUGUUAUACAGGGCCACAGGGGUAGUGCUUUCACUGCUUUCUUUCAUAUGCGAUACACAGAUCUUUUGGGUGUGGUUUGCCCAAUAUUAGACACAGUUUAGGA
This is a messenger RNA of Zea mays, 1322 nucleotides long. Its product is annotated as OSJNBa0070C17.17-like protein. The record is from RefSeq and is marked predicted. Lineage: Eukaryota; Viridiplantae; Streptophyta; Magnoliopsida; Poales; Poaceae.